AUGGGUAACAAGCUCAUCUCCAUGAUGAAGAAAGACAGCAAAGAUGGAUCGAAGAGCAAGAGAAUGAAUCGUUCACAGAGAAAACUGCUUGCUGAUGAAGAGAUGUUGCAUCGACGAGCUCUGUCCAUGGCGAUUCACCAAGCUCAGCUUUCUCAGAGAUUCGAUGGAUCUAUGUCUAGACGUGUCGGGUCUACAAGUACUAGGAAACAACGGACCCUCUCUGACCCGUUUUCUAACGGCAAGCAGGUACCUGAUUUUGCAACAGAGAGCUUGACGGUGAAGAAGUUUGUUCUGGUGCACGGUGAAGGGUUUGGAGCAUGGUGUUGGUACAAAAUGGUUGCUUCAUUGGAAGAGUCUGGACUGUCUCCUACUACAGUCGACCUCACUGGGUCUGGAUUCAACAUGACAGACACUAACAGUGUCUCUACCUUGGAGGAAUAUUCAAAACCAUUGAUUGAGUACCUCCAAAAUCUACCUGAAGAAGAGAAGGUUAUUCUGGUGGGUCAUAGUACUGGAGGUGCGUCCAUUUCAUACGCUUUGGAGCGGUUUCCAGAGAAGAUCUCGAAAGCUAUAUUCGUAUGUGCAACAAUGGUUUCUGAUGGCCAAAGACCCUUUGAUGUUUUCUCUGAAGAGCUUGGUUCCGCGGAGAGGUUCAUGAAAGAGUCUCAGUUCUUGAUCUAUGGGAACGGAGAAGACAAGCCUCCUACAGGUUUCAUGUUCGAGAAACAACACAUGAAAGGCUUGUAUUUCAAUCAAUCACCAAACAAGGAUAUAGCAUUGGCAAUGAUCUCAAUGCGACCUGUACCGCUUGGACCAGUGAUGGAGAAAGUGUCGCUGACCGCAGAAAGAUACGGGAAAGGGAGAAGAUUCUACGUUCAGACGCUAGACGACCGCGCGCUCUCACCAGACGUUCAAGAGAAGAUAGUGAGAGAGAACAGCCCUGAAGGAGUCUUCAAGAUCAAAGGAAGUGAUCAUUGUCCUUUCUUCUCAAAGCCUCAAUCUCUCCACAAGAUUCUUCUCGAGAUUGCACAGAUUCCUUAA
Messenger RNA from Microthlaspi erraticum, 1041 nucleotides. The record is from the annotation of a GenBank genome assembly. NCBI's taxonomy places the organism in Eukaryota, Viridiplantae, Streptophyta, Magnoliopsida, Brassicales, Brassicaceae.